AUGCACAACACUCGACGUGUAAGCGUCGCGCUGUAUGCGCUUCUAGUGUAUGCGGUCCUCGCACUGCUUGCUGUACAAGUCGAUGCAAUUGGAGUCGUGAGUAUUGACUAUGGCACUGAGUGGAUGAAAGUUGCGCUGAUCAAGCCGGGCAAGCCGUUUGACCUCGUGUUGGGCCGCGACUCGAAGCGCAAGAUCCAAGCAAGCGUAGCGUUCAAAGGGGCCGUCCGUGCUGAUGGCAUUCUCGAAAAGCAGGAGCGCAUUAUGGGCGGUGAUGCGUACGCAUACGCAAGCCGGGAUCCUCUGCAGAGCUACCACGCCGCAAAGCUGUUGCUGGGGCAGUCCUGCAAUGGAUCUACCCCAGCAGCGGCGCAAAUGUACACGGAGGCGUUUGGCAACCUGAUCCAGCCGCUUACCACCGCAAACGGCACUGGCUCCUCUUGUCUCGUGCGCCCUUCUGCAACUGUCGAUGCGGCAUGGCGUCCCGAAGAGAUUGUGGGGAUGCAGCUCGACCAUCUUCGCGAGCUCGCCGAAGACACUGCUGGCGAGAUGCUAAGCAUCGGUACCUUUUCAGAAUUUGGCGGAUACUUUGGUGCGCAGCAUGGGCUCGACACGGUGAUGACCGUUCCCAUCUUUUUCACCUCGCACGAGCGGCAAGCGCUGCUGGAUUCCGCUGUUCUGGCCGGGUUUCGCCCGCGGCUGAUUAGCGACGGCGCCGCCGUCGCGGUCAACUAUGCACAAUCGCGCUCUUUCUCCAAGCCUGAGCGCCAUAUUUUCUUUGACGCUGGCUCCAGCUCCGUCACCGCCUCGUUCGUCGAGCUGGCCGACAGAAAAGACGAAACGCAAAAGACCACCACGGCGAUUCGCGUACUUGAUGCGACAUGGGCGCGCGAGACUGGCGGACUGGAGAUGGAUUUCCUGCUGCGCGAUAUGCUUUCCGACGCUUUUGACAAGCAGCACACGCAGCAGGAGUCUGUGCGCAGCGACAAGCGUGCCAUGGCGCGUCUCUUGCGCGAAGCGAACCGCGUUAAACACAUCUUGUCGGCCAACACACAAGCAGUGAGCCGUGUGGAGAGCGUGUCCAACGAUCUAGACUUGUACACGACCAUUGAGCGCGACGAAUUCGAGCAGGCCAUGAAGCGUUCCGGUCUGCUCGACCGCAUUGCAGCUCCAUUAAAGGAACUCGCACAGCGGAACAAGCUCAAGCUUGGCGAUGUGCACUCUGUCAUCCUUGUGGGCGGCACUACGCGUAUCCCUUCUGUGCAGGCUGUAUUGCGCACUGCCGGCGUGCCACAGGACAAAAUUGCAACGAAUGUGAACGCGGACGAGGCUGCCGUGAUGGGCGCUGCAGUGUGGGCGGCCAACCUCCAGCCGUCUUUGCGCGUCAAGCGAGUACAUGUCGAGGAUGGAAACAUGUACGCCGUCGAGCUCACCGAUUCUGUCGCGAAAAAGCCCAACGUAGUGUUCCCCACUGGACCGCUGAGCUUUUCCGACGUUUUGUACGACGCGAAAAAUAUCCAGCAAGACCUCACCGUCGCAUUGAGUUUCACCACAGACUCUGCCAAGCGUCUCUCUCCUGGACAAGGCACUGGGAUUCUCAGUGCGACUCUGGAAGGCAUCACGGAGCGCCUCGCGCCGCUCAAGGAAGUUGACGCGCUAAAGCACGUCGACUUGCGCGUAAACGCAUCUGUAGUAGGCACGCCGUUUGGCACGUACAGCUUGCAGCGGCCAAUGCUGCGUGUGACGCCGCGGAGCGCUGCGAUUGCCGCCAAGCUGCCCAGCCUGAUGCAGCUCGAGAGCGAGACGACGAGCAACACAUCGACGAAUGCGACGGAACCGAGCAUGGCGCCAGUCGUCGUGAACAUUGCAGCUCGUCUCACGUAUCUUGGAGCGGUGCGUCCUUUGCAAGGACAGGACAAACUCGGGGCCCUGGAGCGCUUGCGCUUGAUUAUUUUCGAGGCCAAGGACCGUGCUGCUAAAGACACGGCGUUUAACGAGCUCGAGUCGUUCCUGUACCACACGCGCGAUUUGCUCGACGAUCCAGAAUUCAAGCGCGCAGCACAGCCCAAGGAGCACGCUGCGAUCAUACAGCGCAACGCAGAACUGUUUGCGUACCACGCCGAGGAGGCCGACGCGGCUGCCACGAAAGAGAUUACAAAGCGGACCAAGGAGCUCGAGAAGCUCGUCAAACCAGUGCGUUAUCGGCUCGAACAGGAAUCGAAGCGCGCACCGGCAGUGGCUGCGAUGCGCACUGUCCUCACAGACACCACCGCGUUUGUCGCUGAGGCGCGCGCGAAUCUGACCAAGGCGCUCGAGCAAGCGCAAGGAAGCAAGUACACCGCGACGGAGCUGGAUAAUUUCGCUUCCUCGCUUGAAAAAGACGAGCGUUGGCUUCAAGACGGUGUCCAGGCACAGGCCAAGCGCGCUCUCCACGAAGACCCCGCGAUCACUGUCGAGGAGAUGGAGCGCCGUACGCGGCGUCUGCGCGACACUGUCGCACGCUUGCGCCGCCGGAGAAUCACCAAGACUCCCGCCAAGAAAAGUAUGUCUGCGAGCACAGCCACGACAAGCGCCGCAGCGAGCACCGUAGCGAGCACCGCCAAGACGAGCACCGCGGCGAGCGCCUCGGCGAGCGCGGCACACACCUCCACGAACUCCGUGCCUGUCCACGACGACCUGUAG
This is a messenger RNA of Malassezia vespertilionis, 2679 nucleotides long. RefSeq names its product lumenal Hsp70 protein (gene LHS1). The record is from RefSeq and is a predicted model, not a curated record. Gene Ontology annotation, cellular component: endoplasmic reticulum chaperone complex. Gene Ontology annotation, biological process: negative regulation of hypoxia-induced intrinsic apoptotic signaling pathway; cellular response to hypoxia; endoplasmic reticulum unfolded protein response. The transcript has a single exon. Bases 1 to 2679 code for a protein of 892 amino acids. Gene Ontology annotation, molecular function: ATP-dependent protein folding chaperone; ATP binding. NCBI's taxonomy places the organism in Eukaryota, Fungi, Basidiomycota, Malasseziomycetes, Malasseziales, Malasseziaceae.